AUGGCUGAGCCCGGAGCAUGGGGUGCAUGGCAGGUCCAGCCCUCUAAAUUUACCCAGUUGGUUGUUGAUGCCAUGAAGACGUUGUACCCCGAAGAGCUGGCGGAUAGAUCAUGGGACAACGUAGGUCUCCUUGUUGGCAACUCAGAGAGCGAGGGUAGGAAACCCAAGGUCCUGGUUACAAAUGAUCUCACAUGGCAGGUCGCCAUGGAUGCGAUCAAACAAGAAGCCAGCGUCAUUGUCAGCUAUCACCCUUUCAUCUUCUCUGGACUCAAGUCCAUCACCAACAAUGAUCCCCAACAAGCCACAUUACUGCGCCUAGCCCAGGCCGGCAUUGCCGUCUACUGUCCUCACACAGCAGUUGAUGCCGCCCCCUCAGGAUUAAACACCUGGCUCGCAGAUAUUGUAUCUGGCCCUCACCCAAGCAAGCGCUCUGUGGCCGUGCCCUGCGCAACGGCCCCUGAAUCUCAUGCACCCGCAGGUUACGGCGCUCUCGGCCAUUUUGACGCACCGGUUUCCGUCCCCGAGAUUCUCAAACGCUUGGCCUCCGAGCUGGGUGGCCUCAAGCACCUCAUGGUUGCUUGCCCCGUGGGUGCAGACGUCCAGGUCACCACCGUUCGAAGCUUCGGAGUCUGUGCUGGUAGCGGAUACGAUGUUCUCAAGAAGGCGGACGUGGAGUUGUUGGUCACGGGCGAAACAAGUCACCACUCGGCUUUGAGGGCCAUACAACAAGGAAGAAUACUGGUGCAAGUGUUUCACAGCAACUCGGAGAGAGGCUACUUGCAAAAGGUUCUUCUCCCAUUGCUGCAAGGGCAGCUGAGGUCGGUUGUGCCCGAGGCUGAAGUCGUGUUGAGCGAGUUUGACAAGGACCCGUUUACUAUCAUGAGUGUUGAUGAGCUGGAAUAG
Pochonia chlamydosporia 170 is the source of this 903-nucleotide messenger RNA. RefSeq lists its product as hypothetical. The record is from RefSeq and is a predicted model, not a curated record. Bases 1 to 903 code for a protein of 300 amino acids. Gene Ontology annotation, cellular component: cytoplasm; mitochondrion. The transcript has 3 exons. Lineage: Eukaryota; Fungi; Ascomycota; Sordariomycetes; Hypocreales; Clavicipitaceae.